Messenger RNA from Penicillium diatomitis, 3918 nucleotides. It is a transcript of the gene atg11, whose product is annotated as autophagy protein ATG11. Gene Ontology annotation, biological process: autophagy of peroxisome; autophagy of mitochondrion; reticulophagy. Gene Ontology annotation, molecular function: protein kinase binding; molecular adaptor activity. The transcript is spliced from 3 exons. The record is from RefSeq and is a predicted model, not a curated record. Bases 1 to 3918 code for a protein of 1305 amino acids. Gene Ontology annotation, cellular component: Atg1/ULK1 kinase complex; extrinsic component of membrane; phagophore assembly site membrane. Lineage: Eukaryota; Fungi; Ascomycota; Eurotiomycetes; Eurotiales; Aspergillaceae.
AUGGCGCUGCAUAUUUAUAUCGCUCAUUCCGGAGAGCACUUGCUGGCGGACCCAGUGGUGUUUGCCUCACCGGAGUCCCUUCGAACGUGGAUCGUUCGACAUACCUCUAUCCCAUCCUCGCGGCAAAUACUAAUGACUGCGCGAGGCAGGAAUGUCAAGACUCAAACAUUAGCCACAGAGUCCGAGAUCUUCGUCUACGAUCGCCAGUACGUCAGCGAACCAGCCGAUUUCGAGCUCCCUGAUCUUCCAUCUCCGGAUACCUUUAAACCACAAAGUCCACCCGCUUCGUUGGCGGAUCAGAAUGACUUGCAGUCAUGGCGGACUCUGUUUCAGACAAGGCGGGACUGGGCCCAAGGCCUGGCAUCUCAAUGUGAAUCCACGGACGGAAGGAUCAAGGAGCAUCGCGAACGGACCGAUGUCAUCACUCGUGCUGUAGGCGUUGCGCUCGAGAACCUCAAGUCGCACGUGGGAAGCCUUGAGCAUCGAUUUCAGGAAGCACAGACAUGGGCGAACAAUCUUCUGGAGGAGCAACAGGCUGCGUUGGAUGAUUGGCAGCGUGCUCUCAGGUCACUCGAGAAUAUUGUGGCACGCAAAGACCUUCCAAUGCUUGGGCGACCGUCCACGCCCAAGAAAAAUGCAAGCAAGUCAACUGGAACACUACGAGACUUUGUGGACGUCAAUGAGGUCUAUCGCGCAGGUGCAGAUGCGUCAAACCUGUGUCCGCGGCUUGCUGCUCAGGUUCGAGCGCUCGAAGAGGCUGUUGGUAACAUUGCUUCAGAUACGCAGGACUUGGUGGAUCAGACAUUCGCCAACUCAGCAGAUAGGGAUGAUGGGCUUUUGGAAGAGGUAGAGACUCUCGCAAAGAAGAUUGAGUCCGACUAUGAACACGUACUUGGCUUGCAAAACAAUCCCAAGACGCUGGCAAAUGUUUCCAGACUUGCUUUCAAUCACACUCAGAAUUUAUUGCCAUCCUUACUAGAACUCAGCAGCGAUAUCCAUCGUGGCCUGGAGCUGGCACUUCGCCAGCGAAGCGACGCUGAGAAAGUUGCUCUGCGCCAGAUGCGGACAAUCUCAUCCAUCGAGUCUCGUCUGGCAGAUGCUCAUGCUCAACUUGCUGAUCUGGGCUUCGACACUAAGUCCUUUGACACUCUCUACGCUGUGUUUCAGAUGCCGGUCGUUUAUGGAUCUGUACUCAUUGAAGCUAUCCGGAGGCGCGAGUGGAAUGAGAAGGUACGAGCCGACUCAGAAAGCCUGGCAGAAGAGAUGAGCGUUCUAAGGGACGAGGAACAUCGGCGUCGGAAAAAGUGGGUGAAGAGCAUGGGUGACUUCAUUUCCUUGGACGACACCACAACGCCAGCAAUGGAAAUCAGCCUUCAAAGGCAGGAUUCUGAGUGGCCAGAAGUUACUCGAGCGGAAGUCGAGACGUAUAUCGAGGAUUUGAGGAACAAGCACUCCCUUGCAGAGAUUGCUGACGAGCUGGUCAACCAGUUGAAGGACUUGGACGUGCCAACGCGCCAGCAAAGGCGGCGGACGAAGGCCUUCAAGAACGGUAGUGUCUUUGACCUUGGCCGAAGCUCAAUGCUCUUGCGAGGCGAUGAGAUGGUUCGCAGUCUACAAGACGAGAAAACCAAGCUGGAAGAAAGACUGAGAGGAUCCGACAGUCGUAUUCGAAAAUUGGAAGACCUUCUUCAUCGCCAAAGCCACUUGAGUCGGCCCUCCAGCGGAAACUUUGGCAACGACUUUCCCGUUUCACCUGCAUCUCCUCACCCUGACGCUCUUUCCCGUCGUUCUUCCGUCUCAUCGAGGCGAGUCUCUAUGACCCAGUCUCCCGAAGAUAGAGCACUGGUUCAGCGCAUUGUCACUUUAGAAGCUGAGCUCAGCUCAGAGAGAGAAACGGUCCAAAGGCUCCACAAAGAGGCUCAUGCUGAGAGACAGUCAAGUUCUGAUAAGUACCAAGAAGCUCAAUCCACGAAGCAAGAUCUCAUUGGAAACCUUGAAGCGCGGCAACGCGAAUUUGAAGACGAGCGAAGGUACCUCGACGCAGAAUUGAAGAAAUACAGACUUCGUGCUGAAGAGGUGGAAGAGGAGCUUGACCGGCUCGUUGAUAGCCGAGACCAAGAAAGACAAGAGAUGGAAGAACGAGUCCAGCAACUGGAGACCGAGCUGCGGGCAGCUCGUACCCAGAACGCCGAGGUUGACCGUAGAGCCGAAGACCUCAGCAAGCAAGUUAUCUCUUUAGAGCGGAAGGAAGCCGAACUUCAUGCCGAUUUUGACCGGUUUGAGGCUCAGCGCGCCGAGUUGAGUGAGAAAGAAAGGGAAUACUGGAGUGCCCUCCAAGCGGCAUUCUGGAUCCUGUCACCGGGAGGAAAGGCACCGACUGAAUUGCCUGACAUGAUCAAAGCUAUCGAGGUUCUAGCCGAGGGGUUGUCAAUUCAUGCUAGAAAUGCCGAGGGCAACGCGUCGAAAUUGACGGAGGAGAAUAAGGAAUUUGAGGAAAAGAUCUCACAACUUACCUACGAACUUGAAGGGAGACUCAAGGUUGCCGAAGACCGAGAGGCCGAACUCAACAGGUUGACGCACCAAAUAAAGGAACAGGCAUCGAAUCUCGACUUUUUCAAAUCUGAACUGGACCAGGAGCGCUCCAGGUUCAACAUGUUGCAGUCCCAGGUUUCCGCCGGCGAGAAUGGAUCUGAUGCCUUGCGUGAGCAAAUUGCCGAGGGUGAACGUCUCUGCGCGGACUUGACGCGCAAACUAGUCGACGCUGAAUCUUAUGCUCAAGAGUUCGAGUCGAAAGAAAAGGACUGGGAAGCUAGACUCGAUGGAGCACUGCAGACGAAUCAAAAUGUCACAUCACGGCUGGAUGCUCGGGGCACUCAAUCCCAUGAAAUAUCCAAAGAGAUCUACUCACAGGUUGAGAAAUUGGAGCGCAUGCUUGAGCAGCUUGGCUUUGCAAUCAUUCAACAGGACGGUCGCUUGGUGGUUCAGCGUGCAUCAAAGCUCAGUACGUCCUCGACUCUUAGUGAAAGCAUUGCUCAGUCAGGUAUCGUUACGGCGAGGCCAGACUCAAGUUUGCUACAUUGGAUGCACGCAGACAACAUUGAAGACGAGCACGCUCGUUUCACUGCGUUCAUGAAUAGUCUGAAGCAAUUCGACGUCGCCGUCUUUGGGGAUGUAGUUGUCAAACGAGUCAAAGACAUUGAGACGUUGGCACGCAAAUGGCAGAAAGAAGCCAAGGGCUAUCGUGAGAAGUACCAUCGAGUGCAAAGCGAAGCGCACGACAAAAUCGCAUACAGAUCAUUUAAAGAGGGCGAUCUCGCUCUUUUCCUACCCACCCGUAACCAGGCUAUCCGUUCAUGGGCUGCUUUCAAUGUCGGGGCGCCACACUACUUCCUUCGCGAACAGGACUCUCACAAGUUACAGACGCGAGACUGGCUACUCGCUCGCAUCAGCAAGAUAGAGGAACGGGUAGUCGAUCUAUCCAAGUCACUUAGCAGCGUGACUCCCGAUCGGCGGUCACUCGGCGACGCAAGCGACGGUGCCUCAGCUGACGAGAAUCCAUUUGAAUUAUCUGACGGCCUUCGUUGGUAUCUGCUCGAUGCCAUGGAAGAGAAGCCAGGCGCGCCAGCGACACCAGGCAUCGCCAAAAGCACUGUUGCAGCCGCCAACGUCGAUGCCAAGGGCAGCAUCCGUCUCAAGAGGACUACUGAAGAAAGCACGGUUGCGCAAACCCUGUCCAAGAGCCUCGAGAGUCGUCGCAAUAGUUCGAAUUCUAAGCGAGGCUCUGCUACACCAUCUCAGGCAGCGAAUGACUCGAGUUCUAAUCUCGUGCGCUCCGCGGAAGCAGAGCCUAGCGUCCAGCCUCGUGAUUCAGCAAGGGCAUCCGACGAGGUGCGCCGCGAUCUACUCUUUGGCCCGUGA